Messenger RNA from Oryza brachyantha (malo sina), 1665 nucleotides. RefSeq names its product aspartic proteinase Asp1-like. The record is from RefSeq and is a predicted model, not a curated record. Gene Ontology annotation, molecular function: aspartic-type endopeptidase activity. Gene Ontology annotation, biological process: proteolysis. The transcript is spliced from 9 exons. Lineage: Eukaryota; Viridiplantae; Streptophyta; Magnoliopsida; Poales; Poaceae. Bases 129 to 1514 code for a protein of 461 amino acids.
ACCAUCCAUCCAAAAACCUCUCCUUUUUCAGCUUCUUCUGAAGAAAACCUGAAAAAAAUAUUCAGAGAAAGGGAGGAAGAGAGGCAGAAGCAGACAAGGGGGCAGAGCUCCCCUCCCCUCCCCCUCCCAUGGCGGCCGGGUGGGCCCAUCCUGCCGGCCUCGUGGUGUUGCUGGUGGCGCUGGCGGCCGUGGCGCCGGCUGCGCGCGCGGACAAGCCGGCGAGGGGCGGGCUGGCGGCGGUGGCCGUCGGGGAGGAGUCCUCCGCCGUGUUCCCGCUCUACGGCGACGUGUACCCCCACGGAUUGUACUAUGUGGUGAUGAGCAUUGGCAACCCGCCGAGGCCCUACUUCCUGGACGUCGACACCGGCAGCGACCUCACCUGGCUGCAGUGCGACGCCCCCUGCGUCAGCUGCUCCAAGGUUCCACACCCGCUGUACCGACCAACAAAGAACAAGCUGGUCCCUUGUGUGGAUCCGAUGUGCGCCGCCCUGCAUGGUAGCCUGACUGGGAGGCACAGAUGCGACUCACCACAGCAGCAGUGUGACUAUGAGAUUAGGUAUGCUGACCAGGGGUCUUCCCUUGGUGUGGUUGUCAAGGACAGCUUCGUGCUCCGCCUUGCAAACUCCUCCGUUGUCCGUCCUGAUCUUGCAUUCGGGUGUGGGUAUGAUCAGCGGGUUGGGAGCAGCACUGAGGUGUCACCCACUGAUGGUGUCCUUGGGCUUGGGAGUGGCUCAGUCAGCCUGCUGUCACAGCUCAAGGAGCAUGGGGUCACUAAGAACGUGGUCGGCCACUGCCUCAGUACAAGAGGUGGAGGGUUCCUCUUCUUUGGUGAUGACAUUGUGCCUUACUCACGUGCAACCUGGGCUCCUAUGGCUCGUAGUGCAUCCCGGAAUCACUACUCACCUGGCUCGGCAAGCCUUUACUUUGGUGGCCGGUCACUAGGUGUGAGACCAAUGGAAGUAGUCUUUGACAGCGGGAGUUCAUUCACUUACUUUGCUGCACAGCCAUAUCAAGCACUUGUUGCUGCAAUUAAGGACGACUUAAGCAAGAACCUGAAAGAAGUACCUGACCACUCUUUGCCUCUAUGCUGGAAGGGGAAGAAGCCAUUCAAGUCUGUUCUUGAUGUGAAAAAGGAAUUCAAAUCGGUUGUUUUGAGCUUUUCUAAUGGCAAGAAAGCUCUCAUGGAGAUCCCUCCUGAAAACUACCUAAUUGUCACAAAAUAUGGGAAUGCAUGCCUGGGCAUCCUCAAUGGAUCAGAGGUGGGCCUCAAGGAUCUGAACAUUGUUGGAGACAUCACAAUGCAGGAUCAGAUGGUGAUAUAUGACAAUGAGAGAGGGCAGAUUGGAUGGAUCCGUGCACCCUGUGAUAGAAUCCCCAAUGACUACACAAUUCAUGGAUUUGAGGAAGGUUAUUGUUGGCCUCAAUUCCCCAACAUCAUUGGUUAUCAGAAUGAGGAGUCUGCAGUUUGUUACAGUUCGAUUAUAAGAACAAGUGACAAGGGAAAAGGGCAUUAAGAUGAUCGAAGGACUCAACGUCAGAAGGAUCAUCAUCAAAGGGAGGCUCCACACGCAGUUAGGAUAAUGUAUAUUCUUUAGAAAGGAGAAAAUCCAGUUACCUGUAAACAUCAUCAUGUUCAUAUGAAAUAAAAUUAUGAUGUUCCUAUGA